Molecule: messenger RNA, 3210 nt
Organism: Phacochoerus africanus (Common warthog)
Lineage: Eukaryota; Metazoa; Chordata; Mammalia; Artiodactyla; Suidae
Gene: ZFP64
Product: ZFP64 zinc finger protein
Exons: 9
Coding region: 214-2151 (645 amino acids)
Biological process (GO): regulation of gene expression
Cellular component (GO): nucleus
Source: RefSeq, a predicted model, not a curated record
GAUGCAAAGCCAGGUUGGGGCGGCCGGGCCCGGCCAGCGCCCUCUAGGCAGCGGAAGUGGCGCUUGCUUUACAUCCGUCCUCCCCGCCUCGCAGAGUUGGGAGAAGGAAGGCUGGGGGGUGUGGAAAAAUAAAAGGAAAAGUCCUUGCACCAUGUAGACCCGCGCCCCCCACCCUGGCACCCGCGCCAGCUGGGGAUCUCCCAGUCUGCGGCCAUGAACGCGAGCAGCGAAGGCGAGAGCUUCCCGGGCUCGGUGCAAAUUCCAGGUGGCACAACCGUGCUGGUUGAGCUGACACCUGACAUUCAUAUCUGUGGCAUCUGCAAGCAGCAGUUUAACAACCUGGAUGCCUUUGUGGCUCACAAGCAAAGUGGCUGUCAGCUGACCAGCACGUCCGGGGCGACACCCAGCACGGUCCAGUUUGUGUCAGAGGAAACGGUGCCUGCCACCCAGACUCAGACCACCACCCGAACCAUCACCUCAGAGACCCAGACGAUCACAGUUUCAGCUCCCGAAUUUGUCUUUGAACAUGGCUAUCAAACGUAUCUGCCCACGGAAAGCAAUGAGAACCAGACAGCCACCGUCAUCUCUCUCCCUGCCAAGUCCCGUGCCAAAAAGCCCACGGCCCCACCUGCUCAGAAACGGCUGAACUGUUGCUAUCCAGGUUGUCAGUUCAAGACUGCCUAUGGCAUGAAGGACAUGGAGCGUCAUUUAAAAAUCCACACAGGUGACAAGCCCCACAAAUGCGAGGUCUGCGGCAAGUGCUUCAGCCGGAAGGAUAAGCUGAAGACACACACGCGAUGCCACACGGGCGUGAAGCCCUACAAGUGUAAGACAUGUGACUACGCUGCUGCCGACAGCAGCAGCCUCAACAAGCACCUGCGGAUACAUUCCGACGAGCGGCCCUUCAAAUGCCAGAUCUGCCCCUACGCCAGCCGCAACUCCAGCCAGCUCACCGUCCACCUCCGCUCCCACACAGGCUCAGACCUAGGUAAUGAUAGUCCAAAACCAACCUGUCCCUCCACUGACAGCAGCGAUGCCCAGAGAGCCCAUGUCGUGGCUCUUCCCUCAGAGUCAAAGGAACAAACAGUGACCCUUGGGGAGAAGACAUUCAACUGCUGCUAUCCAGGUUGCCACUUCAAAACUGUCCACGGCAUGAAGGAUUUGGACCGCCACCUAAGAAUCCACACGGGAGACAAACCACACAAGUGUGAGUUCUGUGACAAGUGCUUCAGCCGCAAGGACAACCUGACCAUGCAUAUGCGGUGCCACACCAGCGUGAAGCCCCACAAGUGUCACCUGUGUGACUAUGCCGCCGUGGACAGCAGCAGCCUCAAGAAGCACCUGCGGAUACAUUCCGACGAGCGGCCCUACAAAUGCCAGCUCUGCCCGUACGCCAGCCGCAACUCCAGCCAGCUCACCGUCCACCUCCGCUCCCACACAGGGGACACCCCCUUCCAGUGCUGGCUCUGUAGCGCCAAGUUCAAAAUCAGCUCGGACUUGAAAAGGCACAUGAUCGUGCACUCGGGGGAGAAGCCUUUCAAGUGCGAGUACUGUGACGUGCGCUGCACCAUGAAGGCCAACCUCAAGUCGCACAUCCGCAUCAAGCACACCUUCAAGUGCCUGCACUGCGCCUUCCAGGGCCGGGACCGGGCCGACCUCCUGGAGCACAGCCGGCUGCACCAGGCCGACCACUCCGAGAAGUGUCCCGAGUGUAGCUACUCCUGCUCCAGUGCGGCCGCCCUGCGCGUGCACAGCCGGGUCCACUGCAAAGACCGUCCCUUCAAGUGCGACUUCUGCAGCUUCGACACUAAGCGGCCCAGCAGCCUGGCCAAGCACAUCGACAAGGUGCACAGGGACGAGGCCAAAACGGAGAACCGGGCCCCGCAGGGCAGGGAAGGGCCCCAUGCAGGCAGCGCCCACCACGUGGCCAAGAUCGUGACCCAGAGGGCCUUCCGCUGUGAGACCUGCGGUGCCUCCUUCGUCAGGGACGACUCUCUGCGGUGCCAUAAGAAGCAGCACAGUGACCACAGUGAGAACAAGAACUCAGGCCUGGUCACCUUCCCGCCCGAAAGCAGUGUCUCGGGGCAGCUGGGCGCCCUGGUCUCCGUGGGGCAGCUUGAGACGUCCCUGGAACCCAGCCAGUGCCUCUAGUUCCACCAAAGAGGGUGGUCAGCUGUCCAGAUUUCCAGACACAUGCCCCAGCCAGGCCCUCUGCCGUCAGGCCAUCGAGCCAGGCUUGAGUCACCAGCCCUGGGGACCCCUCCAAGUUCAUAGGCCUGCAGAGGUAAUGGCUGCAGUCACUGAUGCCCCACGAUGGAGGCCCCAUGAUGGAGACCCCGCUCUAUGCCACUGUCUUCUUGCAAGCUGUCUAAGCAAGUUGCCUUGGUUCCAAGGUGGGGGGUCCAUCAAGCACUGCUCUGUCCAGUAGGGAUAGUUUCUUCUCGGUGGAUGCCAGGUCUAAAUCUGAUCCGUCUUCCAUGAAAUUAUGAAACUAGAUGACAUGGAAAAACUAACACUACUCUGAUGUGUAGAGCCAGAAAGGUCUGGGUGAUGGUGGGGUCUGGGGUGGCCAGAAAAGUUCGGUUUCCUGACCCCUACGUGAUGGUUUAUGCCUUACGCAUUUUUGUGUGGUUCCUUUUAUCUGUUGUCUUAAAAUAAAAAGGCAGACUUCGUUUGUAGAAGGAUGAAAGAGGGACAACCCACUUUUAUGUUCUUCUGUAGACAGGUUAUGGUGGCAGUGGGGGUCGCCAGUGCCGCCCCGCCCCUUAGUAAUUUCCUUAGAAAUGCACGGAAGAUUUCUUCAUGUCUUGGUGCCGCAGAGAAGCGAAAUGCAGUUUGAUCUGUAGGUGGCGCCAAAGAUCAAGCUAACACUAGUGCAGCCUGUAAUUGUGUGUUGUGAAAAUUCCACAUUUGUGUACUUGUGUUCGUAAAGAAGAGACCGAGGGCCCAGUGGGUCCUGGGCUUGGUUCUGGGACCUGUGAUGUGCAGGAAAGCCCGGAACUGGUGUCUUUGGUCACAGUAAGCAUUCGGUGUUUGCUGAACCAACAAACAAAUGAAACCCCAGACCUCUUGUAAAAUGGACACUUUACUUGAUGAGAACUUAGAGGUGGCUGUGGAAUGCCAGCCAGUGGGUAUAUAAUUUAUCCAAAGUUGCUUUGUUCUUUUCUUCAAAUACAGUCUUUGUUUAAUACAAGUUCUUGUGUGCCCUCA